Molecule: messenger RNA, 1449 nt
Organism: Haemorhous mexicanus (house finch)
Lineage: Eukaryota; Metazoa; Chordata; Aves; Passeriformes; Fringillidae
Product: E3 ubiquitin-protein ligase Topors-like
Exons: 2
Coding region: 1-1434 (477 amino acids)
Biological process (GO): protein polyubiquitination; protein monoubiquitination
Molecular function (GO): ubiquitin protein ligase activity; metal ion binding
Source: RefSeq, a predicted model, not a curated record
AUGUCCCUGGCUCAAGAGUUUGCAGAAAAUAGCAAUUUUUCUCCAAAAGCCAGCACCAGUAAGCUGCCGACAGAUGCGUCUCCCGACUCCAAAUGCCCCAUCUGCCUGGACAGAUUUGACAACGUUGCCUAUCUAGAUCGCUGCUUGCACAGGUUCUGCUUCCGCUGCGUCCAGGAAUGGUCAAAAAACAAAGCAGAAUGCCCGCUCUGCAAGCAGCCCUUUUUUUCCAUUUUCCAUACGAUUCGCGCCGAAGAUGACUUCAAGGAGUACAUCCUGAGCCCUUUAGAAACAAGCUCUUUUGCCAGCCCCGAUGGCCGGAGGUUUCGUUACCGCACUACCCUAACGAGGGAACGCCGCACGCGCAGCUCCCCUUCCCGAAGGAUGCUGUCCCCGCCGGAUAACGGGAUGUUGUUUGAAGGGCUGUCAAGCGAGCCGGCGCGACACAGACACAGAGAGAUUCAGCAGAUGCUCAGGAGGCUGGCCUCGAGGAGGAAGGCCAGCGCGGAGGGCAGGUCUCUGCGUCAGAUUCAGGAGGAGGACAUGAUCACCUUCCGCAGGGCUCUGUACCGCACCGGCGUGCGCAUCCGCAGCAUUCAGGACGGCGGGCGAUACCGAGAGAUCUCGGCGGAGUUCUUCCGCCGCAACCCUGCUUGCCUUCACCGCUUGGUUCCUUGGCUGAAGCGAGAACUCACAGUCCUGUUCGGUGCCCACGGGUCUCUGAUCAAUAUUGUGCAGCACAUAAUCAUGAGCAACGUAACUAGGUACGAUCUGGAAAGCCAGGCCUUUGCUGACGAUCUAAAGCCAUUUUUGCUGAAUCGGACAGAACACUUCCUGCACGAAUUCAUCAGUUUUGCUCGUUGUCCUUUUAACUUGGAAGCGUACGAUCAACACGCCAAUUAUGACUGUCCUGCACCAUCGUACGAGGAGGGAAGCCACUCAGACUCAUCAAUUAUUACAAUAUCUCCGGAUGUGGCGUACCCGCAAGGGCCAGAUAAUAGUUUGUCUGUGCCCGGUCUUGGUCAGGCCCCGUGGGACGAUGAAACUCCGGGGCCUUCCUAUUCCAUUUCAGAAGAGGUUCGUGCAACCAUAGCUUCUCCUCUGGAGUCAUCAGAAAGUUCUGACGAGGACUCUGCUCCAGGGAGCCGGAGAGCCAAGCUGCCGACUGAGUUACAGGCUAAUGCUGACUCCAACGACAGUGGCUCUUCCUCAGACAAUUGUGUCAUCGUUGGGUACGUUAAGCCGUUAGCUGAGAGGACGCCAGAAGUGGUUGAGCUGUCCUCUGACUCUGAGGAGUCCAUCAAGGAAGAGAAAAGGGAAGAUGUCAAGAAACAGCAACCGGUCCAGUGUCCCAGCUGGAGUGACAGUGAACCAAGCAGGAGCUUCUCACCACAUUCCCCAACAUAUAGGGAGGAUGUAGGAGAUUGGACAAGGUAGAUACAGUGUCAUUAA